Molecule: messenger RNA, 2334 nt
Organism: Eufriesea mexicana
Lineage: Eukaryota; Metazoa; Arthropoda; Insecta; Hymenoptera; Apidae
Product: acyl-CoA synthetase short-chain family member 3, mitochondrial
Exons: 14
Coding region: 1-2334 (777 amino acids)
Cellular component (GO): mitochondrial matrix
Molecular function (GO): propionate-CoA ligase activity
Source: RefSeq, a predicted model, not a curated record
AUGCUUCAAGUAUGUCCUCAUCAAGGUAUUAGUAACGUAAAGCUGGUAUCAAGAAUAGAACGAGUAUCGGGUAUUUGGGAGCAAGAAUACUACUCACCUGUUGCCUGUUCACAAACACAGAAGUCCAAGAUAUUACACGACUGUCACAGAAACUGCGAAGGGGAUGGUCCUUCUGGAUGCUGGCUCACUGGACACUUCGUGACAAAUGGAGAAUAUAAGGAAAGGUGGUUGGUGUUUACUAAGGUGAACCGUGAGUGGAUUCAUUUUCAAAGCGGAUAUAUAAGUGUUGUACGUUCUGCAUCGAUACCGAUUACGUCUCAGAUCUCCAGCACAAUGAGUUUUCCGACAUUAAUCAGCAAUUCGAAGGAUCUGCAAAACAAUGAUGGGUUAGAUUACAUCGUUAAUCCUCAUCACAUUCCCUGUCCGAAGUAUGAUGAAGCUUAUAAAGAAUCUCUAGAGAAUCCAGAAAAAUUUUGGGGAGAGGUUGCACAGUGCGUAGAUUGGAGUAAACCGUGGACAAAAGUAUUGGAUAAUAGUAAACAACCGUUUACAAAAUGGUUCAUUGGUGGAGAAUUGAAUGCCUGUUACAAUGCGGUAGAUCGUCACGUUUACGCCGGAAACGGAAAUAAAACAGCGUUGAUUUACGACAGUCCUCAAACAUCAACGAUUCGAAAAGUAACUUAUAAUGAGCUUUUAGAAACAACAUCCUUAUUAGCUGGUGCACUAGCUGAUAUGGGUGUAGGCAAGGGUGACGUAGUGAUUAUCUAUAUGCCAUUAAUUCCUGAAACCAUAAUGGCGAUUUUAGCAACUACGCGACUUGGCGCGGUUCACUCUGUUGUAUUUGGCGGAUUUGCUGCGAAUGAAUUGGCUACCAGAAUAAAUCAUGCAAAACCAAAAGUAAUAAUUGCAGCCAGUUGUGGUUUAGAACCAUCCAAAAUUAUUCAGUAUACUGUUAUGUUGAAUGGCGCUAUGAACCUCAUUUCUGUAAAAAAACCAAAAUGCAUUAUAUUUCAAAGAAAAAACAUCUGGCAGAGUCCUCUUUUAGAAGAUCAGUUCGAUUGGGAUGAUGUAAUAAAGAGGUCGAAACCUCAUUCGUGUCAACCAGUUGAGGCAAAUGCGCCUUUAUAUAUUUUAUAUACUUCAGGAACAACAGGUCAACCGAAAGGAAUUUUGAGGACAGUCGCAGGACAUCUCAUUGCUGUUUGUUGGACGAUGAAAACUGUUUAUGGUAUGGAUAAGGACUCCGUUUGGUGGGUAGCCUCGGAUUUGGGCUGGGUCGUUGGACAUUCUUAUAUUUGUUAUGGCCCACUAAUCUAUGGUUCGACCAGUAUAAUGUAUGAAGGAAAACCUGAUAGAACACCAGAUGCAGCUCAAUAUUUCAGGCUAAUCGAUCAACACAGCGUGAACGCAUUAUUUUGUGUACCUACCGCACUUCGCGUUAUAAGACGUGCCGAUCCAGAUUUAUUAUUGGGUCGAAAAUACUCUAUGAAGUCUUUGAAAACUGUAUUCGUGGCUGGAGAAUUCUGUGACUAUGAAACGAAAACAUGGGCAGAAAAAGCGUUUAAGGUACCAAUUUUAAAUAAUUGGUGGCAAUCGGAAACAGGUCACCCUAUUACAGCAUUGUGUUUGGGAUACGGACAUAAUUCUAGUUUACCAAGAUACAGUACCGGUCUCCCAAUUCCUGGUUAUCAUAUUGACAUUUUACGGGAAAACAGUUGCAAGGCAGAAGCUCAUGAAUUAGGUAGAAUUGCAAUAAAGUUACCAUUACCACCUGGUUGCCUGUCAACACUCUAUGAAGACGAUAAGAAAUUCGAAGAAGUAUAUUUCUCCAGAUAUCCGGGAUACUAUGAUACGAUGGAUGUUGGCUAUAAAGACGAAUUCGGAUACGUUUAUGUGAUGGCACGUGAUGAUGACGUUAUCAACGUUGCUGGUCAUAGAUUAUCCACGUCUGCCCUGGAAGACGUUGUCUUGGCUCACCCCGACAUUGUAGACGCCGCCGUAAUCGGCGUACCAGAUCCGACUAAAGGAGAAGUACCUUUGUGUCUUUAUAUAAUGAAACAAGAUUCAACGAAAAAUGAGAGACAAAUUAAUGAAGAACUAGUAGCACGAGUAAGAAACUUAAUUGGUCCCAUUGCGUCUUUUAGAAUAGCUGCCACUGUGAGAGCACUGCCUCGAACACGUUCAGGAAAAAUAAUCCGUAAAUCUAUCGCAAAUUUAGCUCGUUCUAAACUAGUUAAGAUUUCAAGUACAAUAGAAGAUGCAUCAGUAUAUAUUGAGAUCAAAGAAGUACUUCAAAAACUUGGUUACGCCAAAUUAGCACCAGAUCCUCAAUGA